This is a messenger RNA of Dictyostelium purpureum, 3582 nucleotides long. RefSeq lists its product as uncharacterized. Gene Ontology annotation, molecular function: small GTPase binding; nuclear export signal receptor activity. Gene Ontology annotation, biological process: ribosomal small subunit export from nucleus; ribosomal large subunit export from nucleus; protein export from nucleus. NCBI's taxonomy places the organism in Eukaryota, Evosea, Eumycetozoa, Dictyosteliales, Dictyosteliaceae. Bases 371 to 3547 code for a protein of 1058 amino acids. The record is from RefSeq and is a predicted model, not a curated record. Gene Ontology annotation, cellular component: cytoplasm; nucleus. The transcript is spliced from 4 exons.
CUUUACUUUACUUUACUUUACUUAACUUACAACUGAACCUACUUUACUUUACCUUUACCUCACAACUUUAACAAGAAAAAAACAAACAAAAAAAAAAAAAAAAAAAAAACAAAUAAAUAAAUAAAAUAUAUUAUAUAAACAAAAAAAAACUCUAUCAUUUUUUUUAUUUAUUUUUAAUUAUCUAAUAUAUUUAUAUAGUUUUUUUUUUGUUUUACAGGAAUAUUUAUUUUUCUUUUUACCAUAUUAUAUUGUAUUUUGCCUCUAUUUUUUUUUUAAUAUUUUUCCAAUUUUUUAUUUUUUUAAAAUUCAUAAUUUUUUUUAAAAUUCAUAAUUUUUUUUUUAUUGUUCAUUAUUUUAGAUUAUUGUAGAAAUGGAGCGUAUUUUAGAUUUUGAUGAACCUUUAGACAUUAAUUUAUUGGAUCAAAUUGUCAGUGUUUUUUAUAAUCCAACUAGUAAUAAAAAUGACAUCAAAACAUCCCAAACUAUUUUGGCUCAAUUCCAAGAACAUCCAGAUGCAUGGACUAGAGUCGAUAUGAUUUUAGAACAAUCAUCAGUUCCACAAACUAAAUUCCUUGGUUUGGUUAUUAUGGACUCGCUUAUCAGAUACCGUUGGAAAUCAUUACCAAAAGAACAAUGUGAUGGUAUCAAAAACUACAUUGUCAGUCUCAUCAUUCGUUUAACCUCUGAUCCAGCCACUUAUGCUCGUGAAAAGUUACUUGUUGGUAAAUUAGACAUUACCUUUGUUCAAAUUUUAAAACAAGAAUGGCCAAACAACUGGAGCUCCUUUAUCCCAGAAAUUAUUAACAGUAGCAAAACCAAUGAAUCAUUGUGCGAAAACAACAUGGUUAUUUUAAAGCUUCUUAGUGAAGAAAUUUUCAAUUUUUCAGAAGAACAAAUGACCCAAGCUAAAAUUCAAACACUAAAAAUUAAUUUUGAAAAAGAAUUUUCAUUAAUUAACGAGUUGUGUUAUUACAUUUUGGAAAAUGCUACCAGACCAUCUUUAAUUAAAGCUACAUUGGAGUGCUUACAAAGAUUCCUCAAUUGGAUUCCAUUACAUUAUAUCAUUGAGGUUAAUAAUGGUGUUGGUCAACCAUCAAAAUUGGUUCAAUUGUUAUUACACAAGUUCUUCCCAGAGCCAAUGUUUAGAACCUUAACAUUAAGAUGUCUUACUGAGAUUGGAAGUCUUAGUUUGGGUAACCCACAAUAUGAUCCAGUAUUCAUCGCUAUCAUUGAUAAAGUUAUGAACCAAAUUAAACACAUUAAAUCAGAUCCAACCAAAAUUCCACAAGACUAUGAAGAGGGUGACGUUGGUGAACAAUCUUUCAUUCAUGCCAUUGCUUUGUUUUUAACUGGUUUCUUCAAGAGCCAUCUCAAAAUUAUGGAAAAUAGUUUAAAUAUUCCAUACUUACAAUUGGCCCAUGAAAUCCUUGUAAACAUUUCAAAUGUUGACGAGAUUGAAAUCUUCAAGAUCUGUUUGGAGUAUUGGAACUUCCUUUCAUCAAACUUAUACUCAGAUAUCGCCACAUUCACCACCACUCUUCUUUCCACACCACCACGUCUUCAAUUAUAUAAAUCCGUCUUAUCAAAAGUCAGAAUCGUUUUAAUUGACCACAUGGCCAAACCAGAAGAAGUUAUUAUUGUCGAAGACGAAAAUGGUAAUAUCAUUCGUGAAACCACCAAGGAUACUGAUUCAUUAACUCUUUACGAGUCAAUGAGAGAAACUCUUAUCUUUUUAACCCAUUUAGACUCUGAUAAUACUCAACAAAUUAUGUUAGAAAAGCUUCAAAUUUUAAUUAGUGGCCGUGAAUUUAGUUUCCAACGUCUCAAUACUUUAUGUUGGGCUAUUGGUUCAAUUAGUGGUGCUCAAAAUAAGGAACAAGAAAAGAGAUUCCUUGUUACUGUCAUCAAAGACCUCUUAGAGCUUUGUCAAAAUAAAAAAGGUAAAGACAACAAAGCUGUCAUUGCUAGUGAUAUCAUGUAUAUUGUAGGCCAAUACCCAAGAUUCCUCAAAGAUCACUGGAAAUUCUUAAAGACCGUUGUCAAUAAACUCUUUGAAUUUAUGCACGAAUCUCAUCCAGGUGUUCAAGAUAUGGCUUGUGAUACUUUCUUAAAAAUCUCUAAACAAUGCAAAAGAAAAUUUGUUGUCCUCCAAGUUGAAGAAUCUCAACCAUUUAUUAAUGAGCUUUUAAAUCAAUUAUCAACUACUAUUGCCCACUUGGAACCAUCUCAAAUCCAUACUUUCUAUGAGGCUGUUGGAUAUAUGAUUGCCUCAAGUAGUGACGCUGCCUUUAGAGAAAAAUUGGUUACUAAAUUUAUGGAGUUACCAAACCAAACCUGGGUUCAAAUAACCUCUGCUGCUUCACACAAACUCGAAACUUUAUUAACUUUAGAGGUUGCAAAAGAUAUUUUAAAUUUAAUUAAAACCAAUAAUAGAGCUGCCAUGUCUUUAGAAAACUGUUAUAUCACUCAAAUUUCUAAAAUCUAUUUAGAUCUUCUCAAUAUCUAUAGAACCUAUAGUGACCAUAUUUCAAAGAAUCCAGAUAUCUAUCGUAGUACACUAGGCCAAGCCAUGAGAUCAGUCAAAAAAGAAACUUUAAAGCUUUUAGAAACAUUUAUUGAAAAGUCUACCGAUAAAAAAAUUAUUUAUACUGACUUUAUCCCACCAUUAUUGGAAGCUGUUCUUGGUGAUUAUAGAACCAACAUUCCAGAAACAAGAGAUCCAGAGGUAUUAUCAUUAAUGACCGUUAUCAUUUCAUCACUUAAAAACCUCAUUCACCCAGAGGUUCCAAAGAUUUUAGAUGCUGUUUUCGAGUGUACCCUUGGUAUGAUCACAAAGAAUUUUGAAGAUUUCCCAUACCAUCGUAUUAAUUUCUUCAAUUUAAUCCGUGCCAUUAAUCAACACGCUUUCACUGUAUUCCAUAAUCUCCACCCACAACAAUUUAAAUUAUUAAUUGAUUGUGUUGUUUGGGCCUUCAAACAUACUGAAAGAAAUAUUAGCGAAACCGGUCUUCACAUCUUAAAAGAAUUAAUCGAAAAUGUUUCAAAAGAUCAAGACGUAGCCAAUGUUUUCUUCAAGACCUAUUUAGUAUCACUUCUCAAUGACAUCUUGUACAUUUUAACUGAUUCAUUCCAUAAGAGUGGUUUCCCAUUACAAUGCGAUAUCUUAAGAAUGAUAUUCCAAGUCGUUGAGAAUGGUGGUGUUAGAAUUCCAUUAUUUGAUCAAUCUCAAGCUAGUUUCCCAUCAAACAGUGAAUAUGUUAAAGAAAUUGCUGUUUCGUUCCUUGCUGCUUCACCAAAUGUUUCAAAGAGCCAAAUUCAAAGUUUUAUCAAUCGUUUAUUCUCAUUAAUAAAUAUUAAUAAUAACGACUUCAAGAUUACAGUUCGUGAUUUCCUCAUCACACUUAAAGAAUUCCAAAAUAAUGAAAAUGUCGAGUUAUUUUCUGAUGAAAAAGAAGCCGAAAAAGCUUUAGCUUUAAAGAAACAACAAGCAAUUCCAGGUAUGGUCAGACCAAAUGAUACAAAUAAUUCCGAAAUGAAUGAGUUUUAAAGAUCUAAUUUAAUAACUUGAAAAAAAAAAAAAUC